Anopheles stephensi (Asian malaria mosquito) is the source of this 5112-nucleotide messenger RNA. RefSeq lists its product as uncharacterized. Gene Ontology annotation, molecular function: lipase activity. The coding region runs from base 1848 to 4730 and encodes 960 amino acids. The record is from RefSeq and is a predicted model, not a curated record. Gene Ontology annotation, biological process: lipid metabolic process. Lineage: Eukaryota; Metazoa; Arthropoda; Insecta; Diptera; Culicidae. The transcript is spliced from 4 exons.
UCUGAACUGACCUACCGAACAUCGAAAUACACACAAAUUCGUGCUCGUUCGUUUCGGGUGCAUCAAGCCAACCCCCACCGGAUAUGUGUCGCGUGUCUAUAGUGAUCGCAAUCUAAUUCCUAGCCCAUCUCUACCUCCCCCGCUCCUCCGCUGCCAGGACUCCCUGCAGCUUGUGUUGGUUAAGAUGUGAAAGCUCUCCAGCAAACACACACACACACACACAGACGUACGUCGAGACGCGCAAGCUACCAAAUGUACAUUUUCCACGUUCAAAGUUCGGUUUUCCCAAUGCUGACCCAUAUUUCGACAGCGGGGGGCACAGUACGUGUGCGGCGUACGAAAUCGUACCUGCGAAUGCAUCUUUCGACUUCGGCGGCGGCGGCGGCGGGUCCCGUUUGGCGAGUUCGUCGCUUUGCUCGCGUUGGCAUCUUUUUUCUUCCCUCUCCCGCAAUCCCGCCGCAACGCAGCCUCCCGCCGUCGACAACCGCCGCGGACGUGCUUUCCCAGGUUUUUACGCAACCCUCCUUCCUUCGAUCUCGCCCAUUUCCAUGUUUCCAUCCAUGUGUGCGCUCGCUCUUUCUCGCGCACGGGGCCGACUUGGUGCCGCGCAAGGUGGUGGGUAACGAACGCGCGUAUUUGAAUUGUGUGCAUCAAGCAUCGCCUGCUGCUGCUGUUGCUACUGCUCCGCCUGACCAAGCCCAACGGUCGCGAGCGAGAACGAGAGCGCACGAGAAAAAAAAAAGCACAGGUGGGAAGGGGAUCGGCGGGCGAAUAUACCGUUGGUGUUGUUGUUGUUGGUGGGUUGCUGCGAACCACCCUCCUUCUCCUCGUGUUCGCCGCGGUUGGUGCUAGUGGCUGCUAGUGUUUGGUCAUGCCACUUCAAUCCGGGGCCCGCACCGUGCGCUUCAAGUGAAAGCUCUCCCGUACUUCGUUGACUAAACACAUCUUUCACCUGAACGUCGUCGUCGUACAGUGUGAAUGUCCUUCGCGGUUGUGAAUGGCGGAUCGGUUCGAACGAUCACUGCGGCGGACUGUUGCAGAUACGCUCUCCACUAACGGUGCUGGUGUGAUCGAACGGUGGGCAGUGCUUUGGGACUCCCUGUAACGGUACCAACAGCUGAGCAGCUGACGGAACAUUCCAAAAUUUCGUGCAACCAACACGACUGUGAUUCCAAAAGCCCAGCCAAGUGUCCUCCGUGUCCUAAGCUGUUCCGUACGCUCCACGGAUCCCUACCAACCAUACCAAACCAAAACGCCAAAACGGUACCGCGUCACGGGCCGCCCCGAGAAGAAACCGUAGCACAAUUAGCAGCAAAUCGGGCGAAACGGAACCGUACAUAAUGAAUCGCUAGCUUCUUAAGAGACGCGCGGCAGUUGGCAGAAAGUUCGAUUAAAGUUUUUGUAAGUGCGGCACGCGGCGAUCAUUAAAAAUCCGUGUCACGCUGCCUGUGAACCAAAACAAAGGCAGCAGCUGGGUAGUAGCCAGCCAGAAAAAGGGAACGCAAGAUUAGGUGCAACCCCUCGCACAGAUUAAGUUUAUCCCCACCUUCACACAGGUUGGGUUUUUGUUGUGCCUUUUCUCUCUCUCUCUCUCUGUUUUGUUGUUUGUUCGGGAUCAAGUUGAGUAUUGUAACUGUUGCAGCAGACAACGAUCGGGCGAAUCGACGUAGCACCUACAGCUGGAAGCAUCGAAAAUUGGUGUUGCUUUCCGGUCCGCAAUUAAAAUCGUCUGUUUCGGGUGUUCUGUACCGAUCGCGUACCUUUCCGUGCCCUAGUUGGGUCCGAACAGUGCGAAUGAAACGGUACGCCAAGCGACCGACAACGCUCAGUGCAAUUGUUGAACAAUCAUGUUAGCAGUCCUUCCAUCCCGGAUGGUGCUCCUGCUGGGUGCCAUACUGCUGGUAUGGCGCAUCGCCGGAGCGUACACCGAUGAUCCGCGCCCCGUCAAUCAACCUACGGCAGAGGCCUCUGCCCGCCAACAACAGUGGUCCGUGCGGGAUGCGUUCGAGCUGGCCCAGGAACGCGAACAGGUACUGGCCGCCCAACAAUCAAUCGCCUCGUGGCGCAAAAGCUUACAUCAACACGGUCGUACGAAGGAUGUGCCGGAAGAGGUGGAGCGCGGUCAGGAGGAGGAUCUGCAGCAACCUCUGCGACGGCGCAAGAAGCGAGCCGAUCGGAACGAUCUGUACGGGAAGGAACCACCGAAGGAGGGUGUUAAGAAUGAAACCCUCCCGAUAGCCGUAGAUCCGGACGAUGGUGACGACUCCGAUGCGUCCGUGGUGUGUUACGGACCGCUCGGAUGUUUCCACGAGACGGAUCACCUGCCGGAGAUGUUGCCUUCAUCGCCGGCCGAGGUAAACACACGAUUUCUCGUGUACACAACCACCCACCGGAGUGAAAAACCUCUCAUCGAGUUCUCGUACGAGGAGUUGGUAGUGGCUGGAUUUGGGGCAGCGUACUGGGCCAACGGUACCAACGAUACCGUCUCCAUCCCGGUGUCGACCGGAAUGUCCUCCUCGCUGUUAAAAACGUUCGGCGAUCUCAGCAAUCGUACCGUGCGCGUUAUCGUGCAUGGCUUCGGUGCUAACUGUGGUUUGGUUUGGAUCUACGAGAUGCGCACUGCCCUGAUGGCGGUGGAAAACUGCACCGUAAUCUGCGUCGAUUGGGAGAAUGGUGCCAAACUGCCGAAUUACGUGCGUGCCGCAGCCAACACGCGGCUGGUCGGUCGCCAAUUAGCGCUGCUGUUGCGCUUGCUGCGCACGCACAACGGGCUACGACUGUCGCGCGUGCACCUGAUCGGCUUUAGCCUCGGUUCGCACGUCGCUGGCUUUGCCGGGGCCGAGUUUGCUUCCGGCUCCAGUAUACCACCGCUCGAACCGACCGUACCAUCGCCGGACGGUGCGAACGAGCUGGUACGGCGCAGCACGAACGAUGACACCGAGACGACCACCGGAGCGCAGGAGGCUACGGAACGGCCGGCCAAUACGGCCGGCUUGUGGCGCAUUACCGGGCUGGAUCCGGCCGGUCCACUGUUCGAAGCACAGCCGCCCGAGGUACGGCUGGACGCAGGGGACGCCCGGUACGUCGAUGUGAUCCACUCGAACGGGGAAAAUCUUAUCCUCGGCGGGUUAGGGUCCUGGCAGCCGAUGGGCACGGUCGACUACUACCCGAACGGGGGGCGGGUGCAGCACGGCUGCACCAAUCUGUUUGUUGGCGCCGUCACGGACAUCAUCUGGGCACCACCGACAACGGUUGAAGGUCGUUCGCUGUGCAAUCACCGGCGGGCGUACAAGUUCUUCAUCGAUUCCGUUGCGCCCCGCUGUCACUUUCCGGCGUUUCCCUGCGAAAGCUACGAUCAGUUUGCGGCGGGCGAAUGUUUCGACUGUGGCGGGAGCAACGGGACCAGCUCUGCCUGCGGCCAUAUGGGCUAUUACGCGACCAGCCGGGACGUCGGCGGGUUCGGGCAGCUGUACCUGCGCACGCGGGACGAGGAACCGUACUGUGCGAACCAGUUCCGGUUGCGGUUGCGUAAUGCGCCGGACGAGCUGCCGCUGCGUACGGUGGGUCGCUUCGAGCUAACGCUCGAGGGUGGUGAUACGGGCAACGGGAUCGAGGAUGGGCCGGGUGGUGGUGGUGGUGCACCGCUGCUCACCUUCAACGAGACGUUCCAUCUGGAUGAGGCACGAGAGGAUCGCGAGUUUCAUGCGGGCCAGUGGUUGACCACGAUCCUGGUGCCACACCCGGCGCUCGGCCAUCGACCACGGGCACUCACGAUCACGUACCGGCCGUACCGUGGCGGUUGGUGGCAACGGUCCAGCGUUGGCAAGCAGCUGUGGCGCAUCGGUCCGAUUCUGCUGACGGCGGACGACCAGCGAACGUACGGUUCCUGCGCGACGCUUACCCUCCAGGCGGAUGUCCCCGUGCGGAUCGAGCUGCAAUCGAUACUGCUGCACGCGAACGAUGAAGGUGAGGAUGAGGACGGUACGGAGUGCCGGACGGCGGAAGAGCUACACCAGCCGCCGGGCACGGUUCCGCCUUCGCCACCGAAAAGCUCGAUCGACGAGCUCAGCGUCAGUCCAAAGCAUCCGGGUGGGCACGAUCACUUCUCCUGGACGCCGGUUGCGAUCAGCAUCCCGCGCCAUUCCUCCCAACCGUUGCACAUCAACGAGAAGCGCUCCUUCUCCGACGCCCUUCCGGCGGGCGAAUCGGGCGCCGGGGUCGAGCCACCGCAUCUACCACCCACCGCCCAAACCGUGCAACUGUUCCCUUCCCGGUUGGUAUCGUUUUUCGAGCGCGCGGAACGAUAUGCGCGACGCACGUGGGACGCACUGUUUAGUGGCAAUGUUAGUGACGCUACCGUGCCCAAGAUGGCGCCGCAAGAUGGCGACGAGACAACGAUAGCGAGCGUGGUCGAUCUGUUGCUAGCAUCACCGGCCCGACCGGAAGCCAACGUACCACCGGUAAGCUCGAUGAUCACCAGCCCCACCACCAAUCCACCCUCAACGCCUGCUCCACCUACCACACCCGCCAUCACCGAACCCACUGUCACGGAGAUACGGAUCGCACUGCCCACCUUCCGGCCACUGACACGGCAGGCGGACGGUUCGGUCGGGAGUGGCCGCCAACACUACACCCGCUUCAUACCGCUCGUGUACGAGGAGAGCAAACCGGCCGAGCUGGCCGGCACGGUUGGUGCGGGAGGACGCAAGAUGGCCGGCCGUGCCCGGUAGACCCGCGUGGCGGAACUACGAUGUGAUAGCAUUUUCCUUUACUACCGGUGCGCGCGUUUUGUGUAGUUUUAACGUUCAUAUGCGCUCAUCUAUACACCACCAAACAUCACCCCCACACACACACUGCCUGCUCACCACAUACUACUUGUGAAUGAUAUUUUUUGUUUGUUUUUUUUUUUACUACUACAAGUUAGGAUUAUUAUACCAGGAGAGAGAGAUAUAAAGCAAGCUACUACUGCUAAAUUCGCUACUGGUCGCAGUGCAGUAGAGAAUAUAUUAUGUUGGCUCUUAGUUGUUAUGCAUUAUGCUUUUUUCUCUCCCUCUCUCUCUCGCUCGAACUGUAACGUGCAUAAAGCGAAUAAAGAAUUAUCAUAUUAUCAAA